This is a messenger RNA of Anopheles gambiae (African malaria mosquito), 3820 nucleotides long. RefSeq names its product integrin alpha-PS3. Gene Ontology annotation, molecular function: integrin binding. Gene Ontology annotation, cellular component: integrin complex; external side of plasma membrane. Gene Ontology annotation, biological process: cell-cell adhesion; cell adhesion mediated by integrin; integrin-mediated signaling pathway. The transcript has 6 exons. The record is from RefSeq and is a predicted model, not a curated record. NCBI's taxonomy places the organism in Eukaryota, Metazoa, Arthropoda, Insecta, Diptera, Culicidae. Bases 265 to 3639 code for a protein of 1124 amino acids.
AACUCAGCUGUUCUUAUGAGUCGCCAAACUUUCUGAUAAACAGCUGCCGCGCGUUUAUCAACACUGUCUAGCGACGCGCCCGAGUGCGGUUAGUUCGUUAGUAAUGUUUGCAGAUUCGUCGGUGGAAGACGUUUUGGGGCUGCUGCAAGUGCGCGCGAUGUGAAUCGUUUGCGGGCCAAGUGAAGAUUGUUUUGCGUUGCUUUCUCAUAUACUUUUGUAGCAAGAAAAACGCGCUGCUCAUCCCAGUGGGUUUCAUUUGCAACAAUGAUCAUCCCAGUGCUUUUAACGUACCUAUCGACCGUGGACGGGUUUAAUUUAUCGCCCGUCGCCAAUUACGUCUUCACUCAGCCAGCUCUAAAAACGUUCAUACGCCCGACACGCAGCUCGUACUUUGGAUUCUCCGUCAACCUGAGAACUAGCGGCGUAUUAGUCGGUGCACCGCAAGCACAAUCGGAUCUGGAGUAUCAGCGCAACAUCAACGAAACUGGUGCCAUUUACAAGUGUAGCUUUGAAAAGCCCACCGAAUGUGUACCUUACCGUCUCGAUCGGCAGGGCAACACAAACUACGAGGACUACUACACCAACCAUCCCGAGAUACGGUCGGAGCUGAAGGAGCACCAAAUGCUCGGCGCAACGGUGGAUGGGCUCGGGUCCGAUGGUGCGUGGUUCGUCGCCUGUGCACCACAGCUGAAGGGCAACACCGAAAUAGCGUACCUGCUGCAUGGAGUGUGCUACCUAACGGAAGGCGUUGAAGCGACCGAAGAGCCGAACAAUCUGUUCAAAAUUAAACCGCUGCGUGGGAAAGCUCAACAGAGAAGGUACGGAAAGAGCUACAACUACAUGUACGGUGAGCAAGGGUUCAGCCUGCACGUGACGGACGACGGCGAUGAGGUGCUUAUAGGUGCGCCGGGAGUGAUGGAUUGGCGCGGAACGGUUCUGCGCUACCACCAGCGGGCGGCAGCCAUUCCCGGCAACGAUCCUGCCAGCAGAAGCAAUGUGCACCAGGAAUAUAACCGUAGGCGCCGCUUGACCCAUGAAUGCGUUGUUCCGAACCCGAUCCACACCAACGUACCGGUCAACUCGUACUUCGGUUAUGCGGUCAGUUCGGGUCGGUUCCUUGGCAACCACAAGGUGCUGUACGUGGCCAGUGCACCGCAGGCAAGGAGUCAGCACGGUGAGGUGAUCAUUUUCGACUAUGCCGACAAUCGCACCGUAUGGGAGACGGUGAUCGUACGCUAUCGGACGUUCGUGGGGCAACAGUUCGGCGAGUACUUUGGGUAUGCGCUGCUGACGGAGGAUUUUAAUAGCGACGGGCUGCCGGAUCUUGCCAUCGGUGCGCCCAUGCACAGCCGGGCACGGGAGCAUGAUAAUGGGGUGGUGUACGUGUUUCUGAACGCUGGUGAGCUGAACUUUGAGCUGCAGAGUAAGCUGGCCAGCUCGUACGAGCUGGGCGGAAGGUUCGGCACGAGUCUGGGGAAGAUUGGUGAUCUCAACCGAGAUGGAUAUGGAGACAUUGCGAUCGGUGCACCGUUCGAAGAAGCUGGAGCCGUGUACAUAUUUCUCGGUUCAGCCAAUGGAGUGCCGAGCCGUCCCAGUCAACGGUUGGUGCCAUCGGCUGCCCAUCUACGAACGCCUUCCCGCCAUCCGUACAUGUUCGGGCACGCCCUCACCCGGGGGAUCGAUAUCGAUGGCAACGGUUACACCGACCUUGCCGUUGGAGCACCGAACGGGGAAGCGGUGUACGUGUUCCGCUCGUACCCGAUCGUUCGCAUUGAGGCGAGAAUUAACUCCACCAAGCGAGAGCUGCCCGAGGAGGGUGGCGUCUUCGAAAUAGCCGUCUGCUGGUCCACCGAAUAUCCGGCCGGUGUAGCGUUUCCCGUUGCGCUGCAGUACACGCUGGACGUGGACGGCCAGAUGGGCCGUGCAUCGGUCGGUAAUCGAAGUUCGCCUGAAGCCCCGCACGAAAGUGUAACAGUCUCCGGCGAUCCACUCUGCCGGCAGUACAGCAUCACGGUGAACGCUUCACCAACCACACUCUACAAACCGAUCGCCAUUGAGGUGGAGUUUGGGAUGGCGGCUACGGCAACGCCACCGAAAGGGGGACCAUUUUGCGAUCGCUGUGCGAUACUAGAUCCGGAUGUUUCGAGCCACGUCCAGGAACGUAUUCCCUUUAAAACGGGCUGCAGAAAGGAGGUGUGUGAAACGGAUCUGAAAAUCACAAACAUCCGAUGGGUGGACAUCGUACCGCCGUUUGUGGUUGGGAGCGCGAAAAAAGUGACCCUCGAGGUGGAGAUUGAAAAUGCCGGUGAGAAUGCGUACCUUCCGCAGCUGAACGUAAGUGUGCCUUCCUUUCUUCGGUCGGUGCAUCCACCCCCGUCUGAAUGUGCCCAAUCAGGGGCUGUGCGGGGUGAGAUAAGCAUUUUGUGUGGAUUAAAUAAUGGUUUACCGUUGAAAGCCUUCACGCGGAUGAAGCACUCCCUAACGCUUGACGUGACGCAAGUGCAGCCAGGCACUGCGUUUCUUGAGCUACGUCUGAAGGUUUUAACCACCAGCAAGGAACAGUGGCCUCGUGAUAAUGAAGUUGAGGAGCGGCUACUGUUGCGAGAAUUUAGCCACAUUGAUAUCGUAAGCAAAACAACUCCCCGUGAAGCGAACUUUGAAACGCUGACGGGCUUCCUGAACGUGUCCCAGCUGGUGAAGCUCCACAACAACGGGCCAAGCACGCUAAGCGGUGCCCUAUUUCUUGCCGACAUCCCGCUCAGCUACACGCCGACCCACCUGGGUGGCCACAAAAGCUGCCCAGUGGUACGGCUCGAGGACAUUACCGUGCGAAGCAGCUACAACGAGACACCGCUCGAGGUGGACUGGAUACAGGCGGCCGGUGGGAAAGGGUUGCUAAAACAAACGUUUGCCUUUUACUCCAAAAAGCAACCCGAACCGUAUUAUCCAGCCCGGGAAGAAGAUGACGUUCCGAGUAACUUUGAGUUCACCGUGGUGCCGUAUAACGGACACGAACCGGAACUGCUCGACGAAAAGCACCCGUAUGCGCAUGCUUUAGUAGGGAAUGCCGACAGUGCCCGUCAGAAACGGUCCAAUCUUUGGCUGGCCCCUCCAACCCGGCCAAGCUCAGCUUCCAUUCAGCUGGACGAGCUGCCCACCCUGCGAACCGUUCACUUCAACUGUGCCCAAAACCUAUCGGACGUGGAGUGUUUGCAGCUUCAGAUAUGGUUACCACCGUUCCCGGUCGCUAACAAGCCGAUCUACGUCGAGCUUCAGUACAGGCUGAACCUAAACGCGAUUGCGGCGUGUAUGCGCGAACAGGAAGACAUCUUCGUUGUGCAGGUGCUGACGGAUUUAGUGAAACCUUUGGACGAGCGGAAGGAAACGUUCCGCAUUGCACGAAACCACCCGUACACGGUGGUGUACCGGGAUGUUAGCGUCAGCACACCGAUCUGGAUCUAUGUGACAUCAUCGUUCGGUGGGCUUUUGCUGCUGGCCGCCAUCACCUACACGAUGCAUCGGGUUGGAUUCUUUGAGCGCCACAUGCGGCAGGAGAUGGAGAAAAUGAACCGUGAGAGUGGCAUUCUAGACAGCACGACCGAUCCGGAAGAGACCGCGCAGGAGGUUUCUGAAAUGUAAAGUAAUAGUAUUUAAUAUUUUUAUUUAGUUUGGAGAUUGUUCUGCUGAUAGAUUUCGUUUCUACUUUCAUCUAUUAUAAUUUAAAAGCAGUUUUUAGAAGAGAUGUCCCUCGCUGUGAUUGAAAUGCGUUUUCUUUUAAGGAUGACACUAUAAAUAAACGUUGAAAAUGUACUCCAUUUAA